Acinonyx jubatus (cheetah) is the source of this 3621-nucleotide messenger RNA. RefSeq names its product CD160 molecule (gene CD160). Bases 432 to 1109 code for a protein of 225 amino acids. The transcript is spliced from 3 exons. NCBI's taxonomy places the organism in Eukaryota, Metazoa, Chordata, Mammalia, Carnivora, Felidae. Gene Ontology annotation, molecular function: transmembrane signaling receptor activity. Gene Ontology annotation, biological process: regulation of adaptive immune response. Gene Ontology annotation, cellular component: plasma membrane. The record is from RefSeq and is a predicted model, not a curated record.
GAGAGAGAAAGAGACGACAGAGCAUGAGCAGGGGAGGGGCAGAGAGAGAGAGAGACACAGAAUCCAAAGCAGGCUCCAGGCUCUGAGCUGUCAGCACAGAGCCUGACACGGGGCUCGAACUCACAGACCGUGAGAUCAUGACCUGAGCUGAAGUCGGACGCUCAACCGACUCAGCCACCCAGGCGUCCAGCAGAAAAAAUUUUAACGUUCAUAUUCGUUGACCCAGUAAUCCAACUUAAUUUAGAAAAAAGUAUUCUGACAAUAGAGCCUUUAGUGUCUCCCUGUAUAGGUGUCUUACCUCUUUUGUCCUCUCUCCUCUCCAGCAUACCUCACUUGAUAAACUAUCUCAUUUCCCAGCCAGCUGGACCCUCAUGCCCAAGCCUUCCUCCACCUGACUUAAGCCAACUUAAGCUAGUCCCUGGAACAGGGAGAUGGUCUUGGAGCCUGGAAGGCCUUGUCUAGGAAUCCCCAUGUGCUUUCAGGAAAUCGAGGCCAAGGACAUCACUGGAGCCAACGUUUGCUUUGAGUUUCUGCAGCUGCUGACAACGUGCCAGACCCUGAUGGCACCUGGCAGAGGCUGCUUGGUCCUGGCCAUUCUGCUGGCAAUGGUGGACAUCCGACUUGGUGGGUGCUUGCACAUCCUCAGCUCAUUUUCCCAGGAUGGAAAGCAAUUAAGCUUGAUCUGUACUUUGCGGCAUACAAAAGAAGAGGCUGAGGGUGCUAUAGUGUUUUUGUGCAAGGACAAGUCUUCGGGCUGUUUCCCUGAGACCAGCCUGCGGCAACUGAGGCUUCGACGGGAUCCCAGGGAAGAUGGCAUCAGCGAAAGAUCAUCUCAGUUGGUGUUCACCAUAAACCAUGCCACACCAUCAGACAGCGGGACCUACCAGUGUUGUGCCACAAGCCAGAGGCCAGAUAUGCGCCUUCAGGGCCACUUUUUCUCUGUUUUAGUCACAGAGGCAGGGAACUACACAGUCAAAGGAUUGAAGCAAAGAAGACACCUCGAGUUCACUCACAGUCAAGGCACUCCCAGUUCAGGCUUCCUGCAAAAGGUCUGGGUGAUGCUGGCCACUAGCCUGCUGGCCCUUCAAGGUAUGUUCAGAAGAGCCUGAAGCACCUACAAUGAGGGUGCUACACCUUUGACACCUGGAGUAUCCUCCAGGAGGUGAUGGGUGGAAAGGGAGACUAGAGUGGGAGACUGAAAUGCUGCUCAAGCCAUGGCCGUCCACAGGAAACCAUCGAACCAACACGAGGGCAAAACUGGUCCAAAGGGACUCAAGACUUCAUAUUACCCAGAAGAAGAUGGAUGAAACACAUUUUCCACUGGAUAGGAGGUCAGACCUGUAAGGAAAGAAAGCUUGUAGGAGAGGCAAAUAAAUAAAUACAGCUGCCUCUCCCCAUUGGACCAACAGCAGGCUACAAGUAAAGGCAAGAGGUAUUUACCUAUUAGGUGAAGAACAAGGCAAGAGGCAGACUGGGUCUGGAGGUGGGUUGUAGAAGUGCAGCUCCUUGGCAAUGGGUGAUGGGCAGAGUAUAUAAACACUUGGAACUGAGUCCUCUGCAGAUCACAAAUUUCCCUAUUCGGUAACAGAGACUGGAACUCAUGAUUUGUCAUUACAUUUUUGUAUAAUCAGCACUGAUGCAGGAUUUUGCCUGUCCUUGGCAUUCCUAAUUCCAUUUUAUUUAAGCUUUCCUCAAAUCAAUAACUACCACAGUUCAUGUGCCACCGGAAUGUAAGCUCUAUAAAUGCAAGGACUUUUGUCUCAUUUACCCCAACAAACACAGUACCAGGCACAUAGUAAGCUCUUAAUAAAUUUUUUUAAAAGAAAACUCAUAUGAUGGGUUAGGUUUUACAUAUGGGGAUUCUAACCUCAUCUCAUUCUUCCGGGCAAACAUUCCCUGAUCAAGAAACAGGCACAAAGAGAUUGUUUCUCCGGUUCAUGGGAAUUAACACAGGACCUUCUCACUCUAAAACCGUGUGCUCUCAGUAAUUACCUACUAUAUGCUAAGCACCUUCUCUCUCUCUCCUUUACCACCCUCCCCAUUCUGAGAUUGCCUCCUCCCGUUUCCAGAAAGAGGACCACCUAGAACUCCCUACUCCAGUCCCUUAACUGCAAAAUAGCAAAAGACCUUAUCUGUGAUCCUUGGCAAGGAGUUGCCAAAUGGAAGCCUGUGACAGUUCUCAAGAGGAAACUGGUGAAUAUCAAGCAGUCUGACCCUUUAGACCGAAUUCUUUACUGAAUCUAAAUUCCCUCAGAUGGUCAGGCUACUCUGUCAGUAAAAUAAAUGUCAUUUCUUCAUAAAUAAAAACUCUGAAAACGAAAUUGCAAUCUAUGACCGCUUACCACCUUUGACUUCCAAGUUAUGCUAGAGCAAAGAAUCUCUCUGCUUUCCCCCUUUCCAAUCGGGUGUUAAGAAUGAACUUUUGAUAGUUGGUGCCUUUUAUCUUUCUCUCCCCAACUCAAGACCUAGCAGAACUACGGAAGAGGCACUGUUCAGGAGGCAUCCUUUUGGACACACGUUUUCUCAGGUCCAAAGAGAUCACGCAGAUCAAGUUACCAUCUUACACAUGAUCGAAACGAUGAUGAGGGAGUUCCCUGGACCUCUGGGCCUCCCUCCGCUCAUGAAACCACCUUCAGUGAGUGUCCCUCUCCUAACACUGUGCCAGCCUUUGGUGCUACACAUGGAGAAUCCACCUGCAACUUUUUGAGUGGCACUGAUUUCUUCUUUGAUUGCCCUACUUUCCUGCAAAGAGACCUCAAAGGUUGGCGUCCUCCACCAAAACCAGUCAGAUUUGCUAAAGGACGCAAGUGCAAUGUUAGCAAUAAGAUACAACUCAUAUAACCCCUUCCUUCUUUCCUUUCCAUUCCCUCCUGAGUCACAAGGACCAAAUAAUGAAUUACAUCGGGUAUCUAAGUUGUGUGGCAGUAAUACCAACUUUAUUUUUUCUUCCUACAGCUUUGUAAGCCUGUACCAGAAACUUAAAAAAAAAAAAAAGUUACAGCAAGAUUAGCCUGACUCUGUAGCUUGCUGCCUUUCACAUUGCCACAUACAGAGAAGAAGACAGCACAGGGAAAGAGAUGCUAAAUACGCCAAGAAUCUGGGGAAUAGAAGGUGGGGCAAAUGAGCAUAUUCCUUGACCUGCUCUCCUCACUACCAGAUUAAAGCUUUCUUCCCAUCCUGUCACCAGUUAAAAGAACAGCUGUUACAAAAGUGGAUGGUGUACAGUUCUCACUCAAAUAUUGGAUAAGUAUGUGUGGUUUUGUGCCCAAGAAAAACGUUUUCCUUCCCCCUCCUCCAACACAGUAAACAAGGAAGCCAAACAAAAUGAGAACACCAACUUUUUUGGAAGAGAUUUUUAUUUGACACUAGAAAGAAGAGAGAAGAAACAGGUAAAGAUAGGUAGGAGAAGAAAGCCAGAGCCAGUGACUGACUCAGCACGAAACCAAGGAAAUGAAGAGACCCUGGCAUUGGGCCGAAGCCCCCCUCCACCCAGCGCAGCUGAAGGAAGAAACAGCUGUGUGCCAAGCCGCAACACGGAGCAUAAGUGCCCAGCUUCAACCAUGUUUUUGUCCAUCUCUUUGGUCACGUCUCUUUCCUUUUAAAUAAAUGCCCAAAGCAAUA